Pseudopipra pipra is the source of this 8143-nucleotide messenger RNA. It is a transcript of the gene SLC7A9, whose product is annotated as solute carrier family 7 member 9. The coding region runs from base 6446 to 7921 and encodes 491 amino acids. The record is from RefSeq and is a predicted model, not a curated record. Lineage: Eukaryota; Metazoa; Chordata; Aves; Passeriformes; Pipridae. Gene Ontology annotation, biological process: amino acid transmembrane transport; L-cystine transport. Gene Ontology annotation, molecular function: neutral L-amino acid transmembrane transporter activity; L-cystine transmembrane transporter activity. Gene Ontology annotation, cellular component: membrane. The transcript has 14 exons.
ACUGUAGCAGUACAAAAAACCUAUAACUCUCAUAGUUGUGUAAUAUUAAAAAUAACGAAGAAUUUCAUUGGCUUUGACCAAAGUUAAGGAAAAGAGCAGAAAACCAAGUUAAAUACCAAAAGGAAUACAUACUGUUUGUGUCCAGAAAGGUUCAUGUGGUAUUUUCCUUCAGGAUAAGGCCAUGACUCAGCAGAAUAGCAUUAUUCAGGGCAGGGUGGAGAGAGCACCUUCUCUCAUAUCUAUCUCUCAUAUCUAUCUCUCAUAUCUAUCUCUCAUAUCUAUCUCUCUAUCUCUCAUAUCUAUCUAUCUCUCAUAUCUCAUAUCUCUCAUAUCUAUCUCUCAUAUCUAUCCCACCUUGAUGGGAUGGGUGGAUGUAGGGCUUUUAAAGCCCUGUUUCUUUGACAGGAAUAAAACAAGUGCAACAACCUUACUGGCUCAUCAAGAGAGAACUUCAGCACCCAAGGUCACUCAGGCACUAUCAGAACCACAAUCUCACAGCACCACUAUCUCAAGGUGUCCAUGCAGAGACUUAACAAGAACUCCACCUUCAAAUCCUUUAUUCCCCUGGCUUUUUCAACUUGAUUGUUUUAGGACUCUGUGCCUCAAAAUAGCACCCAGAAACUGUUUUUAAACAUGGCCUUAAAUCCCUUUGUUAAUAUGUGAAGUUGUCAGGGGAAUGGUCUGUUGCUAAACUAGUUCUGUCUCCUGUCUUCCUUGAAUUUUUUAAAAACUGAUUUGAAAUGUCAGGUGUGAAAUACCUCUUCAGACAAGUCAGACACAGGCAACACAAACACAGGCAAUACACUCCCUGCUUUCCACACAAGCUCCAGUCUGCAGGUGUCCUUGCAGGGACCCUGAAAGACCAUCCAGCAUGGCUGGACCCACAGUUUGUCAUGUUUUUGAAGGCAGAUUUUGAAAAUGAAGCCUCUCAUACCAUGUUUUUUAAUAUAAGCAUCUCUGAGUAUGAAAAUACAAAUUCCGAACUGCACAUAUAGAUUAUUUACAUAUUCUCAUGGUUUUAAUUGCCCUUUUGAAUAUGUCUCAAGAGUUUGUAAAAAUAAGCAGCUUCAUGAGGAAAAACUAUCAUACUGGUAAUUCCUCAGAACUAGAAGCAAGACUUUCAAAACCCAUUCAAGUGUGAACGUGUUGGAAUUUUGCUUGGUUGCUAAAUAGGUAUUGAAGAGAACUCUACCUUAAACCCCCAGAACAUAACGAGAUUUUUAAAUCAUAGCUUUGCCUUGUUUCAUAGAUACUACACUAAAGAAAUGAUGUGACUGUUUUAUUCUACUACAAAAACUCUACCCAUGCCAGAUUAUCAUUUUCUGUUACCCAACAUCAGCAACUUGCUGUUUUCCCUUGACUACCCAUGACAGAGCAUCCUGAUUCCCAUGUGUUCCACCUGCCUUCCAAUUACAGCAUCUUCCAGUCUGUAAAUUGAGCCCAUGAAAUAGUUCCAGCUUCUUUUCACAAGGCAACAUAAAAACAUGCAGCAGCAUUCUUCCAUUCCUACCAAGAAACUGAGAAAACAAUUCAGGAUUUCUGGAUGUCACGUUGAGGUUUUGUUGCUGAAUGGACAGAGUGUGUUCCGUCCAUGAUAACUGACCAUAAUUUUCCCUAGAAAAACAUUUGGACUAAAUGAUUAAAUAAUGUGAUUAUAUAUUCAAAAAACAAGCAUUGCUACCACCUUUCCAAAAGCAAAACCACAGGAGAGUCUGCAGUAAAGCUCAGUACUUCCAGUGCAUUUGCCAACUACUGCUAAAAUAUAUCAGCAUUACUUCUUACUCCACUGGCAGAGCAGAGCAUCUCAUUUUCUGUGCUUCAGUUGUUGUGUAAAUAUGAGGGAGAGUCAGAUACUCAGCAGUCAAAUUAAGGUGUGUUCUAAUGUCCUGUGAACUGGCAGGGAAUUGGGGCAUCCUUAUCAUUUCCAGUUUCCAGGUAACUUCACCCUGUCCAUUAACAAGUCAUUUAAACCCAGCUGUGUUCUUUCUCCCUACCUCUUUAAUUUCAAGCCAGAAAGGUGCUGUUCUCUUCCAGGCCAGAAAACUGCCUUUCAGCAGCUCAGAAGAGAGAACCUCCUAAGACUUCUUCACCCUGAGAAAUUCAUCCUGGCACAUUAUAUUACAUCAGGAGUUCUAAGGGCUUUUCUCCUGGGACUACAAAUCCUUGGUUGGCCAGGCCUAACUCUUCCAUUUUAGGAGAGCUCUAAGCACUCAUCCUACUCCACAAAUUUAAUGUAAAUCGGUAUGGUAAAAAUUCCACAGUGUUAACCUGCUUGAAUUUAGAAAAGCAGAUGCACUUGGAAGGCUUCUUUACCUUUAAAAAUAUGGUUUCUCAGUGAGUGAGCUCUCCAGAUUUUUUUUUAGCCCUGAAUGUUUUUUUUCCUGUACUAGAUUUAUUUCAACAUACCUAUAUAAGCACAUGUUCAGAUAUAUAACAGAGAGAGAUAUUUUAGCAAUUAAAAUUGUUUUAUACCUCAAAUGUCUGGAUUUGGUAAAAAUAAAAUGAAGCUUCAAAAGUAGCACAGAACAUCACAACCUCUUGAGUAUUCACUGCUUCCUUCCUCAGCUGGAGGUGGGCAGAUGCUCUUCCAAAGCCAGUGUUAUCUGGAAAUCCCUCCUUAGUGAAAGGCCAGUGGAAUGCAACCUGAGUUUUGGACUCAAAAAGGAGAUCAAAGCCAGGCCUGGUUCCUCAAAGGGAAAAAGGUGAGGAGCUGGCUGUGCGUGAGAGGAAUUGCUGACUCUGAUCAGGCUUUGAGACACUGGGAAAAACUGAAAUUGAAGAAAACCAGCAUGACAUACUCAAGCUAAUUUUCUUCAGAGGCCAUUAAAAUUCCUUCAGAACAUCCUUAAGAAGAGACUCCUUGAUUUUUUGUGACCUUUUGAAUAGAAAACCAUACCCAGCCUUUAGAAGUUUAUCAAGAGUCUCUGAACAGCUGUGCUUAAAAAAUACAUGAGACAAACAAAAAUCUGUCUUUAGACUAAGGACUGUGCAGGUCCAGUACAAAACCUUUAGCAAACCUGAAAAGCUUUUCAAAAGCUUAUUUGUCACGGAGACAAAAGCAACUACACUGUAACCAAGAACUGAGUAGGGAAAAAAUAAGGGUAUUUAGAUCCCAUCUGCUCUGUGGGCAUUAGGAACUACAGUCAUCUAAUAUUUUCUGUUGACUCCUACAAGAUGCAAAAAUCUUGCAAGCCAGUGGCAUCACCACAGCUAUUAAAAAAGACUGUUUUCUUAAAUUCCACUUGCAGCAUUCCUGCAAUUACUCGGAAAAAAAAAUGCUUUUAAGGACGACAGGAGUGAGAUCACAUCUUGGGGCACAUCUGUGAACGGUGGGAUUCAAAGAAGAGCAAAUGCAAGGGAACAGCCUGGUGCUCUGAUGAAGUAACCUGUGAGCAGCGAGGUUAGAAUGGAAAGUAUCCCCUCUGAGAUACUGCUAAGCUGCAAUUAAAAGCUGCUGGUUAGGAUGAUCCUCAUUUGCUUUAGUAUUGGUCAAAGCAGAAUGUGCUUUAAAGCAAUAAAUACCAACCCUGACAAAUAUUAACCUUUAUUAUUAGUGGCUAGUGAUAAUAAAAGGUUUAUUUAUACACUGUGCCGUUGCCAUUUCCUGAAUUAAAGUUGAAAAUUACUUUUUACGAUUUAAUUGGUAAAUAGCAUUUGAAAAGGUUCAAACUGCAGUGUUUAAAUAGGAGCAGCCUGCACAGUGUUUGCCUCUCUGGUCCCUUGGAAUUUGAACUCCUUAUCACUUCAUCUGUGUGAGAUCCUUAUCUCUCCAUCCCUAUUUGAGAGGGAAGGAGUCUUUUCCCACGGCUGUAAAAUGCCAUUUCUCUUGUCCUUGAAGAAAAUAACAUUGGAAUCCUUGAAAUCAAUGUUUAUUUUUUCCUUCAGUGGCUGAGGAAAAGAAGGAUUGCUGGUAGAAUUGCAACUCCUUUAAUAAGUUUACCAAGGCAUUCCAAAAAGAUUAACCCUUAAAAUUAGACCAUAAAUGAAAAUGCUUUCCUAUUUUAUAAGGAAACACAGACUAGUUAAGGUCAAGUCACUGCAGAGACUUUGGUCACCUCUUGAACAGGUGGGAACUCUCCAGAUCCACAUUCCAGGUUAACUAAAGAAGCCAACUGCUUAGGCAAAAACUCAAACACCAUAUUUUCAAUGUUGCCCCUAUUGUCUCUGAAGAUACAAAAGUGGAAUAAAGAUCUGAUGCAGAAAGAAAAGGCAAGCAAAACAUCUGCACAAAAAACCCAAAGAUCGUUACACCAAAUAAAAAAAAAAAUCCUAAGCAAAACUUUACUUAACACAGCAUUAAAGAUGACAUAUUCCAUUAUCUUUUCAUCAAAAUUACAUAUGUGUUUUUUCCUCUUUUUGUUGGCCUGGAAAUUCCAGGGUAGACUUAAUGUGAUGCUUCAUUUUGAGGUCAAAGUCAGCCCCAUAAUAUGACCCCCCCCUUCUUUUUUUCUUUUUUGACAUUAACUAUUUCAAUAGUCUCUGUGUGGCAUUUCAGGAAUGAUAAACAGAUUAUAAAUCUUCAUUUCAAAAUUAUCAGCUGUAGAGAACACAGAAGUACAUGACAUAAUAUCCAACCCCAAACGAGGGAGCUGAAGUUGAAGGAUAUGAAAACAUUAUCUUAUUUAACCCUAUGUCAGAAUUGCAAUGAAAAAUAUUGUCAAAGUCCUUGUAAAAGAUGCAAAAAAAGAAAUAAAUACCUGCCUUUUCAUAUGCUUGUACUAAGACUAUAAUUUUAACAUGUUUUAUUAUCUUUACCUGCAGGGGGGAAAAAAAAAAAGAACUUUUAUCUGACCAUUUUUCGUGUGGUAAUUUUUCAACAAGAAGUUAUUUAAGAUGGAAGAGCUUCUCUUGUAGCUUAACCCUAUUCUUGUGAGAAUUAAACAAAAAAAACCCCAAAGACGAGAAAAAGACAGUGACUAAAAAAUACACCUCUGGGUUUUUUUUCAGUCCUGGCUUUACUCUGCAGCCUCAGCCUUGGAGAAAGACAUUCCCAGUGCAGUCUGACUCAGCCACCCCAAAACACAGCAAACAUAAACAAGUGUUUCACAUGUUCUCAGAGUCCAUUUUUAGUCACAGAUUUACAUCAUCACUGCAGAGGGAAUUCCUGGUGAUCAAGCCUGUGUGCUUAAACAGGCUAAACAAAAAAAAAAAAGUGAGCAAAACAACUGUCAAACCGUGCUCGGGAUAGUUUUGUUUGGUCUUGUUUCCAGCCCUGUACUAUAACAAAUGUUAACAUCAGCGAUCAAUACCACAACAUCUCUUAGCUUUUAACACUUGAUGUUAAUUGAAAAGAGUCAGCUGCGGUUCCAGGGGGUGGAUCAGGACUUAGUGAUUUGAAUGUCACACAGCAAAGGAGCUGUCUGUACAACUACGUUGCUAAAAACAAAUGAUUAACACAAUUAAGGGGUGGUUUUGCAAAUAUUUUAGGGAUGAUUAGCUCGAAGAAGUUACCUUAUUCCAGAAUGCAGGAUAACAGCACUUUUUUUCCUGGAUAUACAACUGUAUAGAAAUAGAGAAUGGCAUUUUUCAUUAAAGCAAGGUUUUAAAAUAUUUACAGAAAUGGAAAAUAAUUGUAACUGCAAGCAAAGGGAACACAAGGUGCCCACUCAGCUGCCUCAGGUUAAUGAAAAACAUUUCUGCUCACACUUCUCUACUGUCUCAAGAUAAAAACGUCAACUAUUUUUAUAGGAUGCAACCAACAUCUGGACAGAUGGUUUUAAUACACCCAUAAAAGGACAAUUGCUUCAAGAUCGCCUUUCCAAAGCAUUUCUAAAUUAGCAACUGCUUGGUAUAAGGAUUAUCAAAAUAGACCCUCCAAAUGUUCACUCUCACUCUGUGACACACCAGGCACUGGAUAAACAUUCUCACAAACGGAACAAAGAUGGUUUUUCUUUUUUUUAAAGAUAAACUAAUUGGGCUGUGGGUUUACCUGGGGUUCCUAUCUCAAAGCUUUUUGUCCGAGAAUGGGUUUAAUGAUUGUCUUUUAUAACCUUUGUACUUAAUCUGCUGCUGCUUCUGCAGAUUCUGGCUUCAGACUCGGCCGUGCCUUGCUGUGUAACUGCCUGGGAAAUCUGAUGGGAGAAACAUCCUAAGACAAAGAUUCCUGGACCCGAGUAACAGCAAACAAAUAUAAAUAAAUAAGGACAAAACACUGAGUGCAAAGAGCUGCUAAUUAGAGAAUUACAGCAGCCCACACUUGGUUUAGCAGAUCCUUGCAUCUCCAAGGAACCGAGACAAGGCCUAAUUUAAUGAAGAUCAGAAAGAAGAGCUCCUAGAUAAGAAGCACACCAGCUUUUGGGAGAAAGAUAAAAUCUGACUGGACCGCUGGAGGAAUUCAAGGAAGGACUGGCUAUAAAAGCGAGAUCAUUCCAGUGAGGAUCAUUCCUGGAAACUGGAUGUAACCUGACACAGAUAUUCCCUGCCAGAUUUCAACAAGAAAAACCAAAUGGGUGAAGAAGGCUUGAGGAAAAGAAAAGGAGAGGACAAAGGGGACAAACAAUCCAUUCAGAGUCAUGAACCCCAAAGGACGAACCUACAAAAACAGGUGGGCCUCAUCAGCGGGAUCUGUAUGAUUGUGGGGACAAUUAUCGGGUCAGGUAUCUUUGUUUCUCCCAAAUCAGUCCUUGCCAAUGUUGACGCUGUGGGUCCUUGUUUGACCGUCUGGGCAGCCUGUGGAGUUCUGGCAACAUUAGGUGCACUUUGCUAUGCGGAGCUCGGAACCAUGAUCACAAAAUCUGGAGGGGAAUAUCCUUACCUUAUGGAGGCAUUUGGCCCCAUUCCAGCAUUCCUGUUUUCCUGGACGAGUUUACUGGUCACCAAACCCAGCUCCUUUGCCAUCAUUUGUCUCAGCUUUGCAGAAUAUGCCUCAACUCCUUUUUACCCAGGCUGUGAUCCGCCCCAGGCUGUCGUCAAGUGUCUUGCAGCAGCAGCCAUUGUGGUGAUUACAAUUGUGAAUUCACUGAGUGUGAAGCUGGGAAGUUACCUCCAGAAUUUUCUCACGGCUGCUAAAAUGAUCAUUGUCACAAUCAUUAUUGUAAGUGGCAUUGUUCUCCUUGCACAAGGAAAAACUGAAAACUUCAAAGAUUCUUUCAAGGACAGUAAAAUUUCUGUCAGCUCUAUCAGUCUGGCAUUUUACAAUGGACUCUGGGCAUAUGAUGGAUGGAAUCAACUCAAUUACAUCACAGAAGAACUUCAAAAUCCUUACAGAAAUCUACCGCUCUCUAUAAUUAUUGGGAUCCCCUUGGUGACAGUUUGUUACGUUCUGAUCAACAUUUCCUAUUUCACCGUCAUGACUUCAACAGAACUGCUGCAGUCCCAGGCAGUUGCUGUGACAUUUGGAGACAGAGUCCUUUAUCCAGCCUCGUGGAUAGUUCCUCUCUUUGUGGCAUUUUCUACAAUUGGAUCUGCCAAUGGGACCUGUUUUACUGCAGGCAGACUUGUUUAUGUUGCAGGCCGUGAGGGGCACACGCUGAAGGUGUUGUCUUACAUCAGUGUGAAACGUUUAACACCAGCCCCUGCCAUCAUGUUUUAUGGGGCCAUUGCUAUUAUUUAUAUCAUUCCCGGGGACAUUAACACGCUCAUCAAUUAUUUUAGCUUUGCAGUCUGGAUAUUUUAUGGUUUAACAGUGUUUGCACUCAUUGUCAUGAGGUUUACAAGGAAGGAACUUGAAAGGCCUAUCAGGGUGCCCAUCAUCAUUCCUGUCAUAGUGACUCUGGUCUCCAUUGUCCUGGUGUUGGCACCAAUCAUCAGUGCACCUGAACUGGCCUAUUUGUACUGUAUUUUAUUUAUACUCAGUGGACUCAUAGUUUAUGCACUUUUUGUUCAUUUUAAAUUCAGCUGGGCCCAGAAAAUAUCAAAUCCCAUCACUAUGCACCUCCAGAUGCUUUUGGAAGUUGUUCCACCAGAGGAAGUUGCCACAUGAAAUAUUUUCUUCCUACCAGGUUGCUUUUAAGUGCUGUACUGGUUGAAGUAGAUUUGAUUUAGUUUGGCAGAUAUAUAUAUAUAUAUAUAUAUAUAUGUAUAUAUACUUGCUAAGUUGUUAUGUUCAUACUGGUGUGUUAUUUUUGCAACCCUUUAGUACUUGAAAACAUUAAAUAUAUAUAAUAAAAAAAGAUUUCUAAGACAGGUUACAGUGUCCAGCAAA